Messenger RNA from Haplochromis burtoni (Burton's mouthbrooder), 6358 nucleotides. RefSeq names its product immunoglobulin superfamily, member 3 (gene igsf3). The transcript has 9 exons. NCBI's taxonomy places the organism in Eukaryota, Metazoa, Chordata, Actinopteri, Cichliformes, Cichlidae. The record is from RefSeq and is a predicted model, not a curated record. Bases 918 to 4091 code for a protein of 1057 amino acids.
AAAACAAGGAAAUAACCUCCAGAGAGGAAAAGCAACGGGUUGGGUCGUUUCUUUCUGGGGAUGAACUGCUUCAUUUUUUUGAGCUCGUAAAAUCUUUUAAUAAUCUUGUCAAGAUUUAGACGCAUUAAAUUAGGACACAAUGCCCACUUGAAUUGGCAGUAACAACUUCAAAUCACUUAUUUUGGGUUAGAGUAUUGUGAUCAAUCUGAUGUGAUUUUUUUUAUACAGAGUAUAAAGCCUUGCUUGCCUCAUCUGGAGCGCCCGCCCAUUGGGCUUUCUGCGGAGCGAUAGUGGAGAGAUUGAUUAUAAGGUCUACGGGAUUUGCCGUGGAAAAAAACAGAGCCUGCUUGGACUGCUUGCUCGUGAUCCUGCGCUCCCAUCAGUGAGGGGAAGGAAAUUUAUCCGGGACUUAUUCCAGUCUGACUCCCAAAACCGUCAGCACUCCCCGCCUCCCUUCGUGUAUCCAGAUACGCAGGAGUCACGCCGGACUUUUAGUUUUUACUGAGGAGGCUGCGAGUGCGAAUCGCCUCCGCAGUCUCGGAUGCGUAGUGAGCCGGUGCUGCGAGUGAGUGGGUUGGGUCGCCUACGCGCUGGGCAUACGCACACUUCAUCGUCAGCGAUAAAAGCAGAUAGGUGAGGGUAAAGGCGAGAGGAAACGACAUCGGAGGCUUUUUAUUUAUUUAUUUUAAACAGAAGGACGUUGUAGAGAGGUGGGUCGCACAUUUGGAAAGCCGCCAGCUGUGGAUUUGACUCUCAAGGAAGCUUUUUUAUUCUUCUUCUUGCCUCCGGGGUUUUGUAGACCUCCUUAUUUUCUGGUUCAGGACCAGCAGCUGAUCACACUGUCAGACGCCACCGGCUUCUCAUCUAAAAGGAGGGGAUAUUAAAAGUGGAUCAGCGGAGCAACACACACACAUACAAUGGCAACCGGUGCGCUCUUUCUAGUCUGCGCGCUGCUUGCCGGUGUCGCUGUGGCUCAGCGAGUGGUAACGGUGCAGAGUGGGCCGCUCGUACGGACUGAAGGCUCACACGUGACCAUCUGGUGCAAUGUGACGGGCUACAAAGAGGGGACGGAGCAGAACUUCGAGUGGUCCAUGUACCUCCCUUCAGUACCAGACCGGGAGAUUCGCAUUGUGAGCACAGCUACGAAAAACUAUGCCUAUGCCGUAUAUUCCCAGAGGGUGACUAGUGGGGAGAUCUUUGUGGAGAAGCUGAGCAGUGACUCAGCUGUGCUGCACAUCACCAAAGUGCAGGCCAAGGACCAAGGUCUGUUUGAGUGUUACACACCCAAUACAGACGGGCGGUACCUGGGAUCCUACAGUGCACGCACCAACCUCACUGUUAUUGCUGACUCUUUGACAGUAACAGCUCCGGCCCAGACUUUGUCCAAAGUGGAAGGCGACACGCUACAGCUUACCUGCGAGGUGUCUCGGACCACAGUGCAGCACACUCACUUGUCAGUAGGCUGGUACUUAAGGUCCCCAGAGGACCCAACCGCCCCGCCUCAGGAGUUAGUCACAUUGUCAAGAGACUUCGUUUUGCGCUCUGGGGGGCCGUAUCGGCAGAGAAUGGCAGCGGGGGACCUCAGGCUGGAUAAAACGGGCGCUACAGCCUACAGGCUGACCAUUCACAAGCUGCAGCCAGUCGACCAGGGGCUGCUCUACUGCCAAGCUGCUGAGUGGAUUCAGGACCCAGAUGGAAGCUGGUUUGCUAUGACCCGCAAGCAGAGCGACAAGACUCAGCUCCGUAUUCAGCCCACUGACCGGGAUUUCAGCAUCCAGGUGAGCACGGAGCGACGGUCCUUCACGGCCGGUGAGCCGCUGGAGCUUCGCUGCACCAUUGAGGCGCAGAAUGUCCCCGAGCGUUUCUUCUCGGUGUCGUGGGUCUUCAGCAGCUCACCGGUGGCCGUGGUGGGCCCCAGUGCCGUGCCUAAUCUGGGCCCCGAUUAUGUCGCCCGGGAGGCCGCCGGUCAAAUGACUGUGCGCAAAGAGAGCGUCAACGUGCACCUGCUCAAGCUGCAGCACUUGCGCCCUGAAGAUGCCGGCAAGUAUAUCUGCCGCGUAACAGAGCGGGAGAAGACGCCCACGGGUGACUUCAUCGACCGCAGCAAGAGAUCCCGCAAUGUCCAGAUCACAGUCCAGGCACUGAAGAGCAACAUCACAGUGUUCUUGUCCAGUAACUCCUCAGUGGUCCUAGAGGGUGACGUGAUCCAGCUGACCUGCACAGUCCACGCUACCACGGGCCCCGUGUCUGUUGUCUGGCAGUGGACAGACAGCAAAACAGCUUCACUGACCAAGGAAGUGGCUUCCAUUGAUCGGGACGGCACAAUAUGGCAUAGCCCCAGCUACAGAGAGCGUGCCAGUUAUGGGGAGAUACGCGUGGAGAAGGUGCGAGCUGACACAUUCUCUCUUUCCAUACACAACGCCUUACCUGGGGACAGGGGCCUGUACCGCUGCUCAGCCACUGAGUGGCUUCACACCGGCUCUGAAUCUGAGCUAAACUGGGAGAAGAGUGAAGAAAGAUCCGACACCAAGAUGGUCAAUGUCACAACUGUCGAGUCCUCCUUCUCUGUGUCGGCCUCAUCGCGCACACCAUCCAUAACCUUCGGAGACUCCUUUGAUCUCCUGUGCCUGGUCAAGCCCCGCCAUAACCCACGCGUCCCCACUUCCGUCACCUGGCACUUUAAGCCAGCUGGAACAGAAAUCGAUGGCGAGGCUGAAGGAGAGUUCAAAGAACUGGUGACUUUCACACGCGAAGGCACGCUGCAGUGGGGAGAGCAACUGCUGGGAUUGGGCACCCGCACCACCGUGGACCGCUCCCACUCCCACACCAAUUUCUGGCUGUCUGUGACCCGGGCUGGGCGCCGUGAGGCGGGCAAAUAUCGUUGCACUGCAGUCCUGUGGAGGAGGAACUACGACAACAGCUGGAGCAGAGUGGCCAAUCGCACUUCCAACCCACUUGGCAUCAGUGUCCUACAGCCAGAGAGUAAGCUGAGAGUGCAAAAGAACAACCAGUCUCAGGUGUACCUGGAAGACAGCCGUGUCAGGAUCAAUUGCUCCAUCACCUCCCAGACCAACCAGGACUCCCAGCAUACCGUGAUGUGGUACGUGAGACGAGCGACCGGGUCGGAGGCUGAUGAGCUCCUGCUGAGGAUCGAACGCUCCGGGGCCUUCGAAUAUGGCGCCUACGCAGAUGAGGAGAGACUGAGACGGCGUGUGCAGGCUGAGAGGUUGUCACCCCGUCUGUAUGUGCUGACGCUGAACAGGGCUGAAAGCAGCGAUUCUGGCACGUACUACUGCUUGGUGGAGGAGUGGCUGAGUGACCCAGAUGGAGUCUGGUAUCGACUCUCCCGGGAUUCCUCGGGGUUCACGCAGGUUCUGGUCAGAAAACCAGAGGUUCGCUUGCAGGUUGAAGAACUGGAGUCAAACAUGACUGUGGAAGAGUCCGGUCCAAUCCGACUAGGCUGCAGCAUUCCCUCACAGUCAUCCCGAAACUCCCGCUUCUCCGUGUCCUGGUAUGUAGAGCGCCCUAAAAACGACAACAAUGAGGAUCAGCCAGGGGAAGAAGAAGAAGGAGACCGGGAGUGCGUGUUCUCCAUUGGACAUGAUGCCGUUUUUGGAAAUGGAAACUGCAGCCCCAUAGAGGAACCCGGGCCAAAUUCUCGCUUGCAGUUUGAGAGGAUGGCCUCUGAUCAGUACAGCCUGACCAUUCAAGGGGCCCGGUCAACAGACGGGGGCCGAUACUACUGCCACGUCGAAGAGUGGCUGCUCAACCCCCGCAACGUAUGGUACCGCCUGGCCACCAACAAUUCUGGGUACACUAUUGUCAAUGUAUUACAACAAGUGUCCACCGUCCAGUCAGUGGUGUGCUCCAAUAGCUCCCUCUUCUACUUUGUCUUUUUUUAUCCCUUCCCCAUUUUUGGCAUCCUCCUCAUCGCCCUGCUGCUAGUCCGCUACAAGAGCCGCAACAACAGCAAGAGCCAAGAAGGCAAGAACGGUGCUCCCUUACUGUGGAUUAAAGAACCUCACCUCAGUUACUCUCCCACCUGCCUGGACCCGCCAGCUCUCAGCCUGCACCCCGGCUCGGUCGACUAAGCAAGGGUCCUGCCCGACUGCCUCGCUUAAAUCGUGGAUUUAGCCUACACUAUGCCAGGGAGCAGAUCUGGACUCCACCUUCAGACCUUACUGUCGUUCACUGCUGUGUUGAAUUAGUCAAUCAGUUGAUCAGUUUGAAAAUUCACACCCUGGUGGCUGUCUGUUUUAUGUUAAAAAAGUGUGUGUGUGUGUGGAUGAGGUUGUGUCUAGUGUGUAAGCACAAUUAACUGUGCACGUGCAAAGUAUGGGAAAGGAAGUAUCAUGAGGCUCUCUCAUUUUCUUUUUGUUUUGUCUUUUUUUUGUGAAUCUUAAUUUCUUAGUUGCAUCUUUAUUACUCUGAAUAUUCGUCUAUUUUUCAAAAGAGUGCGGGGAGGGAAAAAAACUGUGCACAUGAGAUCACGGGCCAAUUUAGGAAGAACAUUUAAGAGAAGGAACUCUAUAAUCAACUCUGGCAUUAAGAGUAUGCCAAAAAAAAGUCUCAGCACUGAUCCAGGAGCAGCUACAGCCUUGCCCACUAUGCUGGUUGCCAUAGUGAUGCUUUGCGCCCACUGACUUCGUAGCUGCCGACUUGGUUGCCAGGCUGCAUAGAGACAAAGGCUAGGACACACAAGUCUGUGUCCUAAGUGAGGAUGUGUGUAUGUGUGUUGGCCCACCUGCCUUCACAAUGAGUUUAGCUUGGCAGACAGAAACAGGUCCUGGUGUGCCACUUAAACACUGCCAGACACUCUGGCCUUAGUGGGAGACUGUCCCACUCUUCUUCUCCCAGAAAAGAAACUGCAAGCGAAAGAGUGGGAGAUGGGGAAAUUAUGGAAAAUAAAUGAACAGCUCCCUCCUGCUGAGGAUAUAUGUACUUUAACACAAGUGAUUUUUUCUCAGUGCCAAGUCCUCCUUAUUUCCUCAACAGCUACUCUUUGAAAUUUUAAAGAGGGGGGGGGGGGGUUCAAAGGCAGAUUGUAAAUACGUCUUCUUACCUCCUGCUGUGGAUUUAUGGGACUUGUUGGCAAAAACAAAAGAAAAAAAUGUACUCAUGUUGAAUCAGUUGAGUUGUCCUGGUUGAAUUUCCACAUUCUUGAUUGAAAUUGAAUUCUUGCACAUUUCUUUGAAUUCCCCCGUACGACCACGAAGUCCUACAUCUUUAAAAGAUAUCAGAUGCAUAUUUUUUUUAAGGGAUUUGUAUAGCGCCACACUGAAGAUUAAAAAUGUGUAGAUGUAUCAUAAACCACUAAACACAUUAUCUGCACAUCAGAAGACCAGUUUAUGAUGACAAAUGUUUGACUUUUGUGAUUAUUCUAAGGUUGUUGUUUUUUUCUAUUUAUUGUUUUAUACUGUUUUGCAUAGCUUUGUAAGAUUUUCUUUUUUGCUUUGAAUUUCAAAAAAGAAAAAAAACUGCUUCUGCUUGUGUUGCCAGGCAACUGCACCAAGCACAUAUGUCAAUAGCCUGUGUGUUGACAAUGUGGUAGAAGUAGAAAUGCUAGAUUUGUCCUGCGCAUUUCAUACCAGGUUGUCAAGUUCGGUCAGUGUCAAAACACUGUAUAUCUAUAACUAUAAUGAAAUUUACUGUGGCUUUAAAUAUACAAUAGUUGACCAGGCAAGUCACAAAAAUAGAUUCACGUAAAUGCUUAUUCAAUUUUUUUUUUUUUUUUUUGCUUGAGUCGCAUUUAUUUAGUGAAGUGUGAUGUAACACCUUAGGUAGGAUGUUUGGUCAAAGACAGCGGAACUGUUUAACAUGUCUUCUAAUCAAGGAUUCUGGCUGAAGGCAUCCGCUUCAGCUCCCCUGACGCAAGGGAGAAGGAUUGAAAACCUCUGUUGCCUUCUCUGGAGUGCCAGGGGAGGUGUGAAAUCCUCUAUCCAAUGUGGGCCUAACCCCCAUUCACUGCCAGACUGGACAUGAGAACUCUUGAGAAACGUGACAUUAUUGUCGUCUCAGUCGUGUCAACGUGUAUAUUGCAUGACAAUAUUGCAGGAGGAAAUUUGAUGUUUUGUAAACUUCGAACUCUGUGAAUUGUGUUCGUGUGACAGAGCCCAGCCCAGCCCCUCCCCCGCCCCCACCCCAAACUUCCUGAGCCAAGAGCGAAUACGAAGCCCCGGCCCCAGUCAUCAUUUACGAUAUCUGACUGCCAAUUCUACAUGCCCUUUGAGCCUGUGAAAUAGAUCAUUUCAAGAAUGGGUGUUGUGGAGACUGUGUUUGAUAUUUAUUGCUCCUAUUCGUCUUUUUAAUGCUUUGCUUUUAUGCAGCAUUUCAUUAAACAUAUUUAUGUCAAGAAAAA